Molecule: messenger RNA, 1503 nt
Organism: Amphimedon queenslandica
Lineage: Eukaryota; Metazoa; Porifera; Demospongiae; Haplosclerida; Niphatidae
Product: replication protein A 32 kDa subunit-B-like
Exons: 10
Coding region: 382-1407 (341 amino acids)
Biological process (GO): DNA replication; nucleotide-excision repair; double-strand break repair via homologous recombination
Cellular component (GO): site of double-strand break; chromosome, telomeric region; DNA replication factor A complex
Molecular function (GO): single-stranded DNA binding
Source: RefSeq, a predicted model, not a curated record
GCAGAGGUGCAUCUCCUCUGGAUCAAGUAUGCAUCCAUAGUGUCACCAUAGUGUCUGCUAUUAUUAAUUUCCUAAAACAGUGAACUCAGCCUUGAGCAAAGGAAAUUUUCAGUCACAUAUCUUGUUUUGCUUUUGAAUCCUUACAUACGAAUAACUGAUCAUUAGAGCACAUUCUUUGCAUUGUUUUAUCACAAUACACGAGUAAUUUUGCAUGUGACUGCUCAUGAAUUGCAGUAUACACCUUCAAACUUUUUGUGCUGCAACUUAAUCAUAAAGCAUUAAUCAGGCUCUUUUGAAAGACAGUCACAAAGUUAAUUUGCGCUUCUUCUUGAAAUUUCUUGCACACGUGCGUUCACGUGUGUCAUCAAUACACUAUUGCGCAUGCGCAAAAGGAGGCGGGACACUUACACUGGAACAUUCAACAUAAGUAAAAUGAAUUUUGGAGGUGGGUACCAGUCUGUAGGGAGCUCUUAUGGUGGGGGCAGAGGCUACCAAGGUGGAGGUAGCUAUGAUACUUUUGGGGGUGGAGGGUACAUGGCAAAUGAAAUGGGUGGAGGUUUUACCUCCCCAGGUGGGACGACAGGAACACCAGGUGGAAAAGACUCAAAGAGAGGUGGUUUCAAGAACCAGGCGACAAGGCCAGUAACAGCUGCAAUGCUUCAUCGAGUUACCUCACCACCUGGGGCAGAGGAAAUUUACUUAAUUGAUGAUGAACAAGUAAAUCAGAUAGUUCUGGUCGGUGAGAUUGUUGAAGUAUUUGAAUCAGCUACAAGUGUAAUGUAUAAGAUUGAUGAUAGAACAGGUCCACCCGUUGAAGUAAGACGAUGGAUUAACGCUGAAGAGGAUUCACAAUUUGAAUUAGAAAGGCGGGCAGCUUGCAGGGAAGGAAUUUAUGUGAAGAUUGUUGGUCACAUUAAAAUGUUUAACAACCAGAGAACGAUCACGGGUUUCAUGAUAAGACCGAUAGAAGACUUUAACGAAGUUACUCACCACAUGGCCGAGACUAUGUUUGCACACCUGGCUAUAACGAAAGGACUGAAACUUCCUGAGCAGUUUUCCGAUCAUCAACAAGGUAAUCAAAUGGGCGGAGCUUCUAGUUUUGGUAGCACUACACCUCAAGCAGGCGGAAGUGGCUGGACCCCACUUGCAACCAGCACUCAGAUGAGUGGCACAUCGUACGGCAAUCAGUUCAACAGUGGAUUAACAUUGGUCCAACAAAAGGUUUUAAGUGUCAUUGGUAAUACAAAAGGUGAUCAUGGACUACAUGUUAAUGAUAUAAUUAGUUCUGUAAAGACUCAAGGCUUCUCUGAUGCAAGCAUAAAGACUGCUCUUGAUUUUCUGUCCAAUGAAGGCCAUGUAUACUCCACAAUUGAUGAGCAACAUUUCAAAUCAACAGAAGAUGUUUAAUUAUGCACCAAAAACUAUCUUGAACCAGCACACUUCUUUAUUAAUUUUACUGUAGUCAUCCAUGUACCGUAUAUGUCUAAGUUAACGUAUCUUUUA